Molecule: messenger RNA, 430 nt
Organism: Cylicocyclus nassatus
Lineage: Eukaryota; Metazoa; Nematoda; Chromadorea; Rhabditida; Strongylidae
Source: the annotation of a GenBank genome assembly
GCCCACGGUGCUACUGCGUCACUGAAAUCUAGCAUAUUAGAGCAAUGGGUUCGUCAUCAAUCUUGAAUGGCUAAACGCAUAGCCUGAGGUACCAGCAUAUCACACCUCAUAUUUCUUGUGUCAUCGACAAGGAGGUCACGGCUGAGGCGAAUUAUGCCCUACUUCCGAUCACCUCCUAUAUAAGGAGCAUAAUCACAACUAUGGUGCCAUUCAAAUGCUCUAUUGGAUCACGUGCACUGGGUUUUACGGCAAACGAACCAAGCUGCGCUCGUUCUUGGCGUUUCCUUCACAUCUAUCACAUAGCCUAGGCAAACGCUGUACUCCGUCAUUUCAUCGACUAUGUCAACUGUGCACCGCACUUUGUUUGAGCCGUUUCCGUUUAACGUCAGAUUUCAGUUCAGAUCCUUUUCCUGCCAUUAUCGAAGUCUUU